CCGGCCGCCCUCCUUCCCUCCCCGCUUCGCGUCCCAGAGUCGCGAGGAUGGCGGCGGCGGCGGCGGCGCCCGAGGUGGAGUACGAGUCGGUGCUGUGCGUGAAGCCCGAUAUCAGCGUCUACAGGAUCCCGCCGAGGGCCUCGAACCGGGGAUACAGGGCUUCUGACUGGAAACUGGACCAGCCGGACUGGACAGGACGCCUCCGCAUUACCUCGAAAGGCAACGUUGCAUAUAUAAAACUAGAGGACAAAGUUUCAGGUGAGCUUUUUGCUCAGGCUCCAAUAGAUCAAUAUCCUGGCAUUGCUGUGGAAACAGUGACUGAUUCCAGUCGGUACUUUGUCAUCCGGAUUCAGGAUGGGAAUGGGCGAAGCGCUUUCAUUGGCAUUGGCUUUGGAGACCGGGGAGAUGCAUUUGACUUCAAUGUUUCCUUGCAGGAUCACUUCAAGUGGGUGAAACAAGAGUCGGAAAUCUCCAAGGAGUCCCAGGAAUUUGACAGCCGUCCCAAGCUUGACCUAGGGUUUAAGGAAGGACAGACAAUUAAAUUGAACAUUGGGAACAUGCCAACGAAGAAAGGUGGGUCAGCCAAGCCACGUCCAUCUGGAUCAGGGGGGCUAAGCCUGCUCCCGCCACCUCCCGGGGGCAAAAUUGUACCUCCUCCUGUGCCACCUCCUUCCUCGACUGCUAUUUCCAAUCAUGUCACACCACCGCCGGUGCUGAAAUCCAGCAAUGUGGGCAAUGCAGAUAUCCUGCUAGACUUGGAUUUAACACCUCCUGUUUCAAAGGUGCCUGCGCCUGCUGUGGUUCCAGCCACUACAGAUCUCUGGGGAGAUUUCAACACUGCGUCCAGCACAGUUCCCAGCCAAUCGCCCCAGGCACCCAAUUGGGUCCAAUUCUGAAACAAUCGUGAGUUGGUGACGUAGGAAUGGACCAAUGACCGAGACUCGAGGCACCUGAAGUGUCAGGGGAGUGAGCUGACGUCCUUGGCUCUUCAGUCAAAACUUGACUUCUGGACAAUCUUCCUCUUUUUGUUAAUGUUUCCCAUUUGCAUUGAUGCGUUCAGUUUUUCUCUCGUGCCACAGAACUGCAGAGACGUGCUCUGUGGUCACUUCAGAAGAGUGGGGGCUCUGACUGGCUCCUAUAAAUAAUUCCCGCCUGCUUAGUGGCUGCCUCUUCGAAGGAGAAUUAAGCUGACACUGUGAAAUGGGAGAAGAUUGCACAGAAUUGGCUUUUCUAGGUAGGCUCAGUUCCCCUUUUCUUCUCCCAGCUUCCACAGCAGCAGGUGACCUUAGCUGGGGCAGGUUGAUUUUGCAGGCUGAUUGCUAAUCACCCUAACCGUGUAACUGACACUAAUUUGUACAUUUCAACCAAGAAGGAAAACAAAAGCCAUUCUUGAAGAAGCCACCCUGGAGUUACCUGGGACAGGCUGCUUUGUCAUAGCAUCUUUAUGAUGGAAUUAAUUUAAUCCUUCCUCAAAUGUUCCUUCUCCCGUCAAAUCUGUAGUAGGGGAGGGAUGAUGGGGUUCUGUGCAAACCUGUCUGCAGGGCAGCCUUGCUGUUAGGCUCCCACAAAUCCCUCAACUAACCCCCCAACCCCACCCCAAAGCACUAAAGACAGUUGGCGGCUUUAAAACUGGAGAUGUGUGGAAACGGCGCUAGCAUGGCAAGGCGUUCUCCUGUUUCCAUCCUUACUGGGAACAAGAGCAGAGCCAUCUGCUCACCAGUUGGUAGGAGAAGGAGCUCAGUGUCUUCUGGAAAUCCUGUCUCUGGGCAAGGCAGCUCUGUGCUGAUUCGCAAGUUUGUUGGAACUUCUGCACUUUCAUUGUGUUGCUUAAUGUGAAAGAAGUCUAGGCACUUAACACAUACAGUAGUUUGUUGCCAAUGGCAGGCUGCUGUCACAAGAUUGGCCAAAGCACCAGAGGGGUCUCCGCACAGACUUCCAAAAAAAUGAAUUUCAGGUUCUGAAAUUGUACUUUUUGGCCAGUGUGAUUUACCUUGUUAUAUCGUGAUAGUCUCUUUCCCCGCAAAUAUUAGUGGAUCAUGAAGUUAUCUUGGGCAGAGUCUCUCCCUCCUUUCACUCUAUUGGCUGGAAAUAACUUUUUUUUUAAGUUAAAAAAAACCUUUAUUUUCUAUUGCAGCAUUACAAAUCAUACAAACGCAAAAAGAAAAAGAAAAAAGAAAAAGAUCAAAAAAGUAAAUAAAUAAAUUUUUAAACAUUGAUCAAUAAAUGUAAAUGAUACACUCUAUUGGCUGGAAAUAACUUUUAAAGCACCUGCUUUGCUUGACCUUCUAGCAGCAAGAUGCACUUCAUUACGGAACACUAGAUUUGUAUGUUUCACAGUGGUUUCUUCUUGUUCUGCCAGUAGGCAGUACUCGCUGUCCUGUAAUAUCAGCUAGAGGCUUUGUAUGUAGACCCAAUCGGUGUCCUCUGUGACCCUGUGGUUUGGUGCUUCUAGGUGGGCGUAGUUGAAUCAGGGCACUUCUGAACAAGUAUCCUGAUGUUUUCUCCUUUGAUCAUGUCCUUGCAAACCCUUUUCUGAAUUCUUUGAUACAAGAAUAGCUGACAGAAAUUCUGUUUGUUAGUAAUUGGGAAGUCUUCUAAGGAGUUUUGUAAAGCUGUAUGCACAUCUCGUCUCUGAUUUCUAGCUACUUCACUUGUGGGAUUUGGGGGAUGGAGGCCUGCUUUUUAAGGCUUCCCAUUCAUUAAAUACCCAGAUAUUCAUCUCACUCACUGAGACGCACCCUAAGCUUAUCUGCUUCUUCAGCUUUCUAUUGUUUCACUGCUGGUUAUAAACUGUUUUCAAGUUCCUUUCCUUGUGCUAUCGUAUAAGCCAGCCCAAGAAUUCUCAAAUUUGGCUGAAUAUUCCAUAUCUGUAGCAGGUUCUAUCAUUUCAGUAACUCUGUUCAGACCUCAAGUAUUUGGUAAUAUCUCAAAGAGACUAAUCAGGAGCCUCUCCCUCCAUUGUUUUUUUUUUAAGUUGUUAUUCUCAAGAUAAUAUACUAUGUAUUGGCAGAAACUGAAGUAACAUUUCAUCUAUAUGUAUAUAAAGCAUAAGAUGUACUGGUUCAAUAUUAGCAAUUAAAAUCAAGGAUAAAAUUGGA
Molecule: messenger RNA, 3098 nt
Organism: Zootoca vivipara (common lizard)
Lineage: Eukaryota; Metazoa; Chordata; Lepidosauria; Squamata; Lacertidae
Gene: NECAP1
Product: NECAP endocytosis associated 1
Biological process (GO): endocytosis
Cellular component (GO): membrane; clathrin vesicle coat
Source: RefSeq, a predicted model, not a curated record